Molecule: messenger RNA, 5064 nt
Organism: Emys orbicularis (European pond turtle)
Lineage: Eukaryota; Metazoa; Chordata; Testudines; Emydidae
Product: collagen alpha-6(IV) chain-like
Biological process (GO): extracellular matrix organization
Cellular component (GO): collagen trimer
Molecular function (GO): extracellular matrix structural constituent conferring tensile strength
Source: RefSeq, a predicted model, not a curated record
AUGCACUGGCAGUCUGGGAAUGUUAUGACUGUGAAAUAUAAUGCUACUUGCAAAUGCUUAACAGUUAUUGAAGUUUGUGCUUCCAUCUUGGCAGCUGAUAAGGAGAAGGUGGGAAGAAAUCCUAUAACGGACCAUGUGGGGGUCGAGAUUGCAGCGCGGGCUGCAAAUGUUUUCCAGAGAAAGGUGCUCGGGGUCGACCGGGACCUAUUGGGACCAAGGACCUAUAGGUGCUCCAGGAUUUACUGGCAAGAAGGUUUGGCAGGGGCAAAAGGUGAGAGAGGGGCAGUGGGCUCUCCAGGAUCAGCUGGACUGAAAGGAGAUAAGGGUCCAAUGGGAGUUCCUGGAUUUCAAGGCAUCAAUGGAAUUCCGGGCCACCCCGGCCAGCCAGGGCCCAGAGGUUUUCCUGGCCUUGAUGGCUGCAAUGGUUCUAUUGGGAGUCCUGGCGUUUCAGGAUUGGAUGGGUUUCCUGGUACACAGGGGCCACCUGGUCGCUUUGGUCCCAAAGGUCCCAAAGGAGAUCCUGUGUAUGCCGAAGGUGGCCCUAAAGGAAGUAAGGGUGAAAAUGGUCUUCCUGGAUUGGAUGGGAUUUCUGGUCCAAAAGGUUUCCCUGGCCCAGCAGGUUCUGUGGGUCCUAUAGGAUUGCCAGGUUUGCAGGGGCCACAGGGUGCAAUGGGGCCACCAGGACCAAAAGGUAACAUGGGAUUAGGUUUCCAAGGAGAGAAAGGUGAAAAGGGAGAUGUCGGGCCAACUGGCCCUGCAGGUCCCCCACCAUCCACUGGGAUUCUAGAGUUCAUGGGAUUUCCAAAAGGGAAACCAGGAGUAAAGGGUGAGCCGGGCCCUAAAGGAUUCCCUGGGAGUAAAGGAUUACCUGGCCCUCUGGGUCAGUUUGGUUUCUCUGGUUUUCCUGGGCUGGAUGGAGUGCAAGGAAUGAAGGGUGAAUUAGGUGAAAUGGGUCCUCCAGGCCCUCUUAUUUCUCUUGAUGGAGAAGACGGACUGGUCUCAGGUGUGCCAGGAGAUCCCGGGACUCCAGGGACUCCAGGCCCUCGAGGAGAUGAAGGAAUUGCCGGUUUACCAGGCCUUCCUGGCACCCCAGGUCUCUCAGCUCUUGUUGGAGGACCACCAGGUCCCAUGGGAUUUCCAGGUAUUCCAGGUACUACUGGUGAACCAGGAGACCAAGGGAGAGCAACAAUUGGAUUACCGGGCACUCCAGGCAUAGAUGGUUUACCGGGUAUGCCAGGACCUCCAGGAUUGCCUGGUCCAUCACGGGAUCCAGGUGAUUGUGCUUGUGAUGGAGGAGCCACAAGAGCUGGACCAAAAGGUGCACCAGGCCCUCUGGGUCCACCAGGAAGUCCUGGUGAACCUGGAUUUAAGGGUUCCAGUGGAGAUCCAGGCACUGUGGGUGCACAAGGGCCGCGAGGGCCUCCAGCUUUACCUGGUCAACCAGGUUCUCCAGGCCUUAAGGGAGAAAAAGGGGAUCCAUCUUUUGCAAGAGGCAGAGGUCUCCGGGGGGAUCUUGGUGCAAGAGGAGCCCGAGGGCCUUCUGGUAUCCCAGGAACUCCUGGCAGAGAUGGAUUCCCAGGUUUACCAGGCCAGCCAGGUCCUCCGGGUGAUGGUGGACUAGGAUUUCCAGGCGAAAAAGGCCUGCCAGGAUUAUCUGGCUCCAAGGGCCGGCGUGGGGAGAGUGGUCUUCCUGGCAUUGGUUUCCCAGGUCCUAGCGGAGUUCGUGGCCCUGCAGGUGACCCAGGAAUGGAUGGCUUUCCAGGACAACCAGGUCUUCCAGGUCCUCCAGGGAUCACCUUGCCCUGUGUAGAUUCUGGAGCAUUUGGUGCACCUGGGCCUCCAGGAAUACCAGGAUUUCCAGGUCCCAAGGGCAGCCCGGGGUUUCCAGGCAGUCCAGGUCAACCUGGAUUAAGUGGGUCAAAAGGACAACCAGGUAUUCCAGGAUCAAUGGGAUUUCCAGGAGCACCAGGUAAGAAAGGAGCUUUCCUGGGCCUCGUGGAGAUCAGGGACCACAAGGACUUCCAGGACUUGAUGGAACAGAUGGUUUCCCUGGAAAGAUGGGAGCUCCUGGCUUGUCAGGGGCAAAAGGAGCUCCUGGUGAAGUGUUUGGUGCUGAAAGAGGAGCCCUGGGUGAGCCUGGCAGACCUGGAUUCCCAGGAAAUAAAGGGCUUACUGGAGAACCUGGAUUUCCUGGACAGACGGGUGUUGACGGAAGGCCUGGCUCACCAGGUUUUAAAGGCCAACCAGGUAAUCCAGGGUUCCCAGGUAUUGGUGGAUUGCGAGGACCUCCUGGUCCUGGAGGUCCAUUUGGCGUUAAAGGAGAACCAGGUCCCAGGGGAGCAGUUGGCUUCUCAGGAUCACCAGGUCUUCACUGCAGAGGAUGUGGGGGAAAUCCCCACACCUGAGCCAUUCUUUUUAGUUGAAAGAUCUGAGGAACUGUAUCAGACUGAGGCGUCAGUGGAGGAGGUUUUGGAACAAAUUGAUCAAUUUAACUGUAGCUGUCAAGGACUUCCUGGAGGCAAAGGACCAACUGGCGAUGCAGGUCCACCGGGCCCUGCUGGUAUGAAAGGCUUCCCAGGCCUAGAAGGUUUUCCAGGACCACUUGGGGACAGAGGAUUCCCAGGAUCACCUGGGCCUUUGGGUAGAGAUGGACGUCCAGGUUUCUCUGGAGCAAAAGGUGAAAAGGGUCCUCCCGGGUUGAUUGGCUUUCCUGGCAUGCCAGGCCUGCCUGGUAUCCCUGGGGUGAGUGGGCUGAAAGGAAUUCCUGGGUCAGCUGGAAGGGAAGGAAAUAUUGGAUAUUCUGGACCCACUGGUCUAAAAGGUGACAGGGGUGAUCGAGGUCCCCCUGGACUCCUGGUUCUUAGGCCUCCAGAAUUGGCAUUGGUAUUGAAGGGAGACAAAGGCGAUCCUGGGUCAGCUGGACUGAGAGGAUUCCCUGGACCUAGAGGUGAUAAAGGAUUCCCUGGAAACCUUGGACAACCUGGUCUUCCUGGUUCACGAGGGUCGCCAGCCACAGAUAGAGGACUACCUGGUGAUGCAGGAUUCCCAGGCCUGCCUGGACCGCCUGGCUUGCCAGGACAGAAAGGACUGGCUGGAAUCAUAGGAUUACCCGGAUUUCCAGGAGAAAGUGGUUCAGAGGGUAUCUCAGGAGCACCAGGGUUUCCAGGGACUGGUGGUUUCCGUGGUCCAAAGGGUGACCCAGGGGAAUCACUUGGAAUUUCUGGUGGGUUAGGAGAUAAAGGAGAACGAGGGGACCGUGGAUUCCCAGGUGAGAGGGGAAAAGAUGGGCCAAAGGGUGAACCAGGAUACCCAGGAAGCACUGGCAUGGAUGGGCCUAAAGGUAUCCCAGGUGACCUGGGCCGAGAAGGACCACCAGGCCUCCCUGGAAUUGCCGGGUUGCGAGGAAAUGCAGGUCUCCCAGGUUCUCCAGGGCAGCCUGGACCUGUAGGAUUCAUCGGACUCUCUGGGAUAGCAGGGCAAAAAGGAUUCCCUGGAUUUCCUGGUUUAAAUGGGCUGAACGGCUUGCCAGGCACAAAAGGGUCACCUGGAACACCAGGUCUGAGUGAAGCUGGACUGAACGGCCCUGCAGGGCUUCCAGGUCCCAAGGGUGAAGAAGGUUCCCCAGGCAUUGGCCUAGGAGCCCCAGGACUCCCUGGGCAGAAAGGAUCAUCAGGAGACAUGGGUCCUCCAGGUACUUUGGGUCUGCCUGGUUUACCAGGGCCUCCUGGCAUCUCUCUUCCUUCAAAUAUACCUGGGAGACGUGGUGAUCCUGGCCGUCCUGGAGUGGAUGGGAAUCCAGGUCCCCCAGGCCCUCCAGGUCCUCGAGGGCUCUCUGGCCCAGCCUCCAAUCAAGGUGAUACUGGCUUUCCAGGUCUCCCUGGAGUUCCUGGUUUGCCAGGCAUAAAGGGUGACAUGGGACUCCCCGGUCCACCUGGAAUUCCAGGAGCUUCAGGACUCAAAGGUGUGAAGGCUGAGCCAGGCUUUAUGGGGAUGCCAGGUAAAGAUGGGCUUCCCGGGGACCCUGGAAUUCCUGGUCUGAAAGGUGAAACUGGUCGUCGAGGUUUCCCAGGCCUACCAGGCGCUCCAGGCCUAGUACCAAAACCAGAAGAAGUCAUAGUUCCUCCAGGGCUACCUGGUCUGCCAGGAAUUGAUGGUGUCCCUGGCUAUGCUGGAGAUCGUGGAUUUCAGGGACCAGAUGGGCAGCAAGGUCCAAAAGGUCUGUCAGGCAGAUCAGGUCAGGUGGGACAUCCUGGUUUACCGGGGUCAGAUGGCAUAGUUGGGGAUCCAGGAACCCCAGGUAUUCCAGGGCCACCAGGAUUGGAAGGUGUCUCUGGAAAGCCAGGCCCAUUUGGUUUGCCUGGAAUGCCGGGUCGGGGUGUAGGCGUUGGAUACACUUUGGUGAAGCACAGCCAGUCGGAGCAGAUCCCGCCAUGCCCAAUUGGAAUGAAUAAGCUCUGGGAGGGUUACAGCUUGCUGUAUGUGGAGGGGCAGGAAAAGGCGCACAACCAGGAUCUCGGUUUUGCUGGCUCCUGCUUGCCUCGCUUCAGCACCAUGCCAUUUAUUUACUGCAACAUCUAUGAGGUGUGCUACUAUGCCAGCCGAAAUGACAAAUCCUACUGGCUCUCCACCACUGCUCCUAUUCCUAUGAUGCCAGUGAGCCGUCUGGAGAUCCCACAGUAUAUCAGUCGUUGCUCGGUGUGUGAAGCACCUUCCCAGGCUAUUGCAGUACACAGCCAGGACAUUACCAUCCCGCAGUGCCCCGAAGGCUGGCGCAGCCUGUGGAUUGGAUACUCUUUCCUAAUGCACACUGCAGCUGGCGCAGAAGGCGGAGGUCAGUCCCUUGUCUCACCCGGCUCUUGCCUUGAGGAUUUCCGUGCUACUCCUUUCAUUGAAUGCAAUGGUGCCAGAGGAACCUGCCAUUACUUUGCAAACAAAUACAGCUUCUGGCUGACGACAGUCGAACGCACGCAGCAGUUUGUCGGUGCUCCUCCCUCAGAAACUCUGAAAGCAGGACAGCUCCGAACACGAGUCAGCCGUUGCCAAGUAUGCAUGAAGAACUUGUAG